AUGCCACUUGCAAAGUAUACUUUGACAAGAGAUCAAAAGAAAAGGUUGUGUGAUUGGUUGAAGGGAGUUAAGUUUCCAGACGGGUAUGCAUCUAACAUCGGUCGGUGUGUGAACAAGCUGCCCGGAAAGCUUUCGGGAAUGAAAAGUCACGAUUCUCAUGUCUUCUUACAACGCUUACUUCCUGUUGCAAUCUGUGGGUAUGUAAAGCCUGAAAUACAAACAACGUUUACUGAGUCGAGUACUUUUUUUAAGCAGUUGUGUGCACGGACAUUGAAAGUAGAUGUCUUGAAGCAAAUGAAGGACAACAUUGUCAUAAUCUUGUGCAAGUUGGAACAAAUAUUUCCACCUGCGUUUUUUGAUAUUAUGGUCCAUGUAGCAAUUCAUUUACCUCGAGAGGCUGAGCUUGCGGGACCAGUGCAAUACCGUUGGAUGUAUCCAAUUGAAAGGACACUUGGUAGAUAUAAGAGGGCUAAAUGGUAUGUGCUUAGCAAUUGUAAGGACACUGAUUCAUACUUGGAUGAACACUAUCAGUUGAUUGAACGAGAUGGCUGCCAUGACAUUCAGAAGAAGCAUGAGACUAAUUUCGAGCGUUGGUUUAGAGAUAAUAUAUACCGUGGUGCGUGCAAUGCAGGAAAUGUCCCAAAACCAUUAUAUGAUCUAGCAUGCGGGCCUGACCGUCAAGUUAGAUCUUAUAGAGGUUGUAUUGUGAAUGGGGUUAGGUUCCACACAAAAGAAUGUGCACAAAAUCGUACUACCCAGAACAGUGGAGUUGUUGUUCGAGGUGAGCACAACAAAUCGAUCAUUGAGUUCUAUGGUGAGCUGAGGAACAUUUUUGAGUUACGUUAUCCUGGCACAAAUCGGGUGUUCCUGUUUGAGUGUGAUUGGUGGGACACUGGGAGUACGAGGGGAAUGAAAAUGGACAACGGCUUUACGAUUGUGAAUACUUCUCGUAAAUGGUACGAAUCUGACCCGUUCAUUUUAGCAACUCAAGCUGCGCAAGUGUUUUACCUGAAUGAUCCCAAAUUAGGUGAUAGUUGGAAAGUGGUGCAGAAGUUGACCAAUAGAAACAUAUACGAGGUUCCAGCAAUAGUGGAGAGAGAUGAUGACCAAGGUAUGAACGUUGAUGUAUACCAGGAGCGUGUAUGUGAUGGGGGCAAUAUUGCCAUUGUUGAAGACUCCGCUAUAUUAUGUAGAGAUGAUCCAACAAUACCUAUUGAUGAAUUAUAUGUGCACCUUGAUCCAAAGUUGUUCGUUGGCAAUAACCCGCUGAUUGAAGAAUACGACACAAACUCAGAAGAGGAGGAGGAGUUAUCUAGCAACAAUGAUACGGACUCUGAACAUGUAGACGAUUCUGAUUACGAAGAUUCAUCUUCAAGCGACAGUGAUGCAGAACAUGAUGAUGACAUGUGUUAA
Molecule: messenger RNA, 1413 nt
Organism: Alnus glutinosa
Lineage: Eukaryota; Viridiplantae; Streptophyta; Magnoliopsida; Fagales; Betulaceae
Exons: 3
Coding region: 1-1413 (470 amino acids)
Source: RefSeq, a predicted model, not a curated record